Messenger RNA from Heterotrigona itama, 1035 nucleotides. Lineage: Eukaryota; Metazoa; Arthropoda; Insecta; Hymenoptera; Apidae. The record is from the annotation of a GenBank genome assembly.
AUGAGAAGACGAGAAAGCGCCGGCGAAGUGGACUCAUCUGCGCCCGACGUUCAGUCGACGAAGAGAUCGCAGUCGGGAUAUCCAUCCUACCCGUCCUCGGAGAGCCAACCAAAACCCGAAGGCUCGAGCAGAUCGCCGGCUUAUCCGUCUAGCUCUGGUUAUCCCUCGAACUCUGGUUACCCAUCCAGUGGUUCGUCGGGUUAUCCUGCCAGUUCCGGCUAUCCUUCCAGAACCGGCUCGUCGGCUUAUCCGUCAAGAAGUUCGGGAUAUCCGUCGGAGUCUGGAAGCUCGUCUUAUCCCGGUUACCCGUCGAGAAGCAGUUCUGCUUAUCCGUCAGGAUCAGGCGGUUAUCCUAGUGGCUCGUAUCCUUCAAGCUCCGGUGGUUAUCCCACCAGUAGCUCCACCACGAACGAGGAGAGCGUGAAAAGAGUCGCUGCCAGCUCGGUAAACGCCGCAUAUCCUGGAUAUCCUAGCCAGGGUCAAGAUACAAGAAGCAGUUAUCCGUCUCAGAACUCUGGAUAUCCUAGCCAGGGUCAAGAUACCAGAAGCAGUUAUCCGUCUCAGAAUUCUGGAUAUCCUAGCCAGGGUCAGGCUAGCCGAAGCAACUAUCCGUCUCAGAAUUCUGGCUAUCCCUCGCAAUCUGGGUAUCCUGGCCAGUCGAGCCCAUAUGGUAACUACUAUCCUGGAUACUCUCAGGGUUACCCACAGGGAUAUCCGUCCCAAGGGAACUAUCCUCAGGGAUAUCCACAGGGAUAUCAGCAAGGCUACCCGCCAGGAUAUCAGCAAGGAUAUUACCCUGCUGGUCCUACUACUAGAAAGCCUAAUUUUGGUGAUCAGUUGACCAAUAUAGCGAAGGAUCUUGCUGGAAGAUAUCUGACUCAAGCGAUUAUAGACAAAAAAGAAGGAAAGAAGGGAGGGGAAAAGAAAAGAAGUAUCGAGUCGAUCGAGGAUGAUGAUGGAUUCUGUGUGAAAGAAAUCUCGGAAGAUCCUCGUUUAUUAAAGUCUUGUGAGAAAAUUACGAAUAUGGGAUAUUGA